This is a messenger RNA of Gymnodraco acuticeps, 2690 nucleotides long. It is a transcript of the gene gpr185b, whose product is annotated as G protein-coupled receptor 185 b. Gene Ontology annotation, molecular function: G protein-coupled receptor activity. Lineage: Eukaryota; Metazoa; Chordata; Actinopteri; Perciformes; Bathydraconidae. The transcript has 2 exons. The record is from RefSeq and is a predicted model, not a curated record. Bases 141 to 1268 code for a protein of 375 amino acids. Gene Ontology annotation, cellular component: membrane. Gene Ontology annotation, biological process: G protein-coupled receptor signaling pathway.
CCGAAUUAAAGCAGAGUUCUUAUUAAUGUAAACGUAGCUCACACGCACGAGACUAUAGGACAGCUCUAUAUACCGCGCGCGCCGUGCCCCAGGACGUCAUGCACCAUUUUUAGAGAUGCUCUAAAAAUAGAAAUGUGUUGAUGAUGGUUCUGACUGUGAGGAAAUUCACCUUCUUCAGGAUCCGGCAUCUUUUAGCUAUGAUUCUCUCCCUGGCCGCAGUAGCAGCCAUGAGUAGCGGUGGGGGAAGCAGCCUAAACUCCUCCUCCCCCCUCGACCCCUUCGACUCCUCCACCUCCUGGAGCCUCGUCGAGGACCCCUCAAACUCCUCCUCUGAGCCCGUGGUGAGGACCCUGACCCCUGACUUCCAGCCAGCCACCACCGCUGUCGCCAUCCAGGAAGUAAACCCGUGGGACAUCGCGCUGUGUGUCACCGGGACGCUCAUUUCCUGCGAGAACGCUCUGGUGAUCGCGGUUCUGUUCUACACGCCGACUCUCCGCGCGCCCAUGUUCAUUCUGAUUGGUUCCCUGGCCGUGGCGGACCUCAUGGCCGGUCUGGGCCUCAUCUUGAACUUUGUCUUCACGUAUCUGAUCGACAGCUCCGUGGAGUUCGUGACGCUGCUGUCUGUCGGACUUUUAAUCUCCGCUUUCUCCGCGUCCGUGUUCAACAUCCUCGCCAUCACGGUGGACCGCUACCUGUCGCUGUACAACGCCCUGACCUACCACACGGAGCGCACGGUCACCUUCACCUACCUGAUGGUGCUCUUCAUCUGGGUGUUGUGCGUGACGCUGGGUUCGCUGCCGGCUCUGGGAUGGAACUGUCUCCGAGACGAAUCCACGUGCAGCAUCCUGCGACCCGUCACCAAAAUCAACGCCGUGGCCCUCGCCGUCACCUUCCUGCUCGUCUUCGCCACGAUGAUGCAGCUCUACCUGCAAAUCUGCAAGAUCGCCUUCCGCCACGCGCAGCAGAUCGCCGUGCAGCACCAGUUCGUGGGCAUCUCCACCACCAAAGGGGUCUCCACGCUGUCGGCCAUCUUGUGUGCCUUCGGGGCGUGCUGGCUGCCGUUCGCCAUGUACUCCAUCGUGGCCAACUCCAGCUACCCGGCCAUAUACACGUACGCCACGGUGCUCCCGGCCACCUGCUGCUCCGUCAUCAACCCCAUCAUCUACGCUUUCAGAAACCCAGACAUCCAGAAGUCGCUGUGGAUGGCCUGCUGUGGGUGCUUCCCGUCCAACCUGUCCCUCAGACCCAGGACCUCCAGCGACGUGUAGCACGGGAAGGUUGGUUUUCUGUCUGGCACGAUGCUUGACGCUGAGUCAGGGUAGUAGAAGAUAGAGCACGAAGAUGAGGAGGUUGAAGGCUGUGAGGAAGGAGAUUUCCUCGACUCUUCAUAUCAGGGCGAAACGCACGGCUGGCCACGGUAAAAGUGUCACGGGAAGAAGGGUGCGUGGUCAAAAAAAAAAGAUAGAGCUAACACAGAUCAUGUCGAGUGACGAAGGUGGCGUGAAACCAACUGCAAAAGCCUGUUAAAGGUAUCCUCUUGGUGGCGUCAGGUGACUUUUUCCACUGACCUCUUUCGGUUGAGGCCUACUUAUUAAAAAAGUAGCAUAUAUGUGACGGCAGAAUUUAGGCAGAAAUGUCCUCAAAUCUCCACAGGACCUGAGCUUUUUGGAGCACUGCAUGGUUAUGCAACCAGAAGGUGUGAAACAGUCUUAAAAUACUCUAUGUGUUUUCACUGAUGUGUUUGAAAUUAAGUGGAUAAAAAUACAACGAGCUAAAUAUACACAACGAAUGACCUUGAGUUUUCUCAAUGAGCUAUCUUUGCCGUCUAGAAUAUUUCCUCCCCUGAAACAUAUUUUAACAUCGGUGUCCUUGAGCGGAUGCAGAUUAAAGUAAUCAGUGAGUGUAUUCACAGAUAAUGAUGUGGUAUUAUGUGAUAUUGAAAUUAGAUGGUGUCCGUGAUCAUUAGCAUUGCUGCCAAGCCCAUUUUGACUUUUCCCAAUGCCAACAGCACCGUCUGCAUUUUGUCAAAGCCACAAACACAUCUGAGGUAUUCUAACACAGCCUCUCAGAAGAAAUCCACUCCUAACAUGCAGAGAAAACCGCGGUAGUUUGCUCAAACCUAGAGAGGGAUUUCCACAUUUAGCCCCGCCGCGUGUUGUCCUUGGUGUGAUGAAACCAAAUCUGCUCCCCGUCUGAGAAAACAAAACGUGUUUCUCAGCCAGCCGCUGCCUAACUGAAGCAGAGAGAGCACCAAGGACAGCGCCACUGCAGAGCGCUGCUACCCUGGGAAAUGCUUUCUGCUGCGGGGGGGGAAGAGCGCUGGAAAGUAGGCUACAAUGUUCUCUACAACAUCUUGAAUGUGAGACGGGCGUUUAAAAAGGGCCUUUCCAGCUUUAAAAGAGCGGGAUUGCAACACAUUCAGUGUCAACGAAUGUUUAUUUCUUGCAUACAUGAUGCUUAAAUGUGCUUUUAGGAUCAUUCGCCUCAUGCAAGAUGUGUUCCAAACUAUGGGAAAUCAUCCACUAUAGCACGACUAUGACCCUGUCCUUUCUACCCUUCACCGUUCCUGGCCUCUCUUGUAUCUCAGCAGCAGAAAUUAUACAUGAGAAAAGCAAUGUAUGGCCCCAUGAGUGCCAGUAAAGCAAGCCUUCUGACAUGGGCAAGGUGAAAGCAGCUGUAGUUUUUCAGAG